AUGAGGACGUCCCCCUCUCAGGCGGGACAAGGGGGCCUUCAGCUGUGGCUCCCCCUUCUUCCCCUGCCCAGCCUGGGCAAGGCCUCCCCCGCCUUCUCCGGAGCAGAUGGGCAACCACGUCAGCGGGCAAACACCGGGGAGCGACCGAGCGCAGGGGUCCGGCUGCUCGGACAGACCCCUGGAGGGGGGGCCGACCCUGGCCCAUCGCCCGAACAGGCCAGCUCCCCACCGCCACAGGCAGAACAGGGGCACAAGGCCACAGCACCUCCCUGGAAAGGGAUUGCUAGCGCGAGGGCCCCCCCUGGUGACCCCAGCCGGCCUUUGCACCCUGAGCAUUAUCAGCCACUUCUUAGGAGGCAACAGGAAGGAGUUGUGAUUCACACAGUGGGGCCCAUCGCCCAGGGCCAGCCCAGUCCCUCGCAGCAGACCGAACUCAGCGACUGCUACAAGAACAGCUUGAAACUCGCCUUGGAGAACAAGCUGCAAACGGUGGCCUUCCCCUGUAUUUCCACCGGGGUGUUUGGCUACCCGAACGACGAUGCUGCGGAGGUUGUCCUCAACACAUUACACAACUGGCUAGAAGACAACAAGGACAAGGUCGAGCGGCUGAUCGUCUGUGUUUUCCUGGAAAAGGACGACGAAAUUUAUAAGGAGAAGCUGCCCAAGUAUUUUCCCAUCGGUGGUGAAAGGACAAUGAGGGGCUUUCUGGGAGCCUUCCUCACCCUUCCUCUCAUUUCCAGCCUGACCCCCCGCGUCCCAUGCGCCGAAGGCGCAGAUGCCGGUGAGGAACCUCCGUCCUCAAAGCUCUGAAGUGGCUCCCUGCAAAUCCCGCGGCCUCCCUGCAGACGGAGACGCCGGAUCUUUUCCAAGCUAGGAGAAAACAGCCCCCCCCCUCUUCUUCUUCUUCCCCAGGCGCGAUCGGGCGCAAUGCCGGAAUAAAAAUGAAAAGAGGAU
Molecule: messenger RNA, 954 nt
Organism: Pseudonaja textilis
Lineage: Eukaryota; Metazoa; Chordata; Lepidosauria; Squamata; Elapidae
Source: RefSeq, a predicted model, not a curated record